Messenger RNA from Drosophila willistoni, 6448 nucleotides. RefSeq lists its product as uncharacterized. Gene Ontology annotation, molecular function: heparin binding. Gene Ontology annotation, cellular component: cell surface. Lineage: Eukaryota; Metazoa; Arthropoda; Insecta; Diptera; Drosophilidae. The transcript is spliced from 6 exons. The record is from RefSeq and is a predicted model, not a curated record. The coding region runs from base 84 to 6371 and encodes 2095 amino acids.
UAAAUCAAGUUUCUGUUGUGUCGUUUCACGUGUUGCACUUUUUUGUUUUUGAAUUUGACAAAAUUGGAUAGGAAAGAGGGAAUAUGCCAAGGCGACUACUAUUUUUAGUAGUUAUAAUACUUCUGUAUGGAUGCUUUCCGAUUGCUAUAUGCCGCACAGCCACUCCCACAGCUCAGCAGUUAAAGGAAAUAGCAAAAUUAAGAAGCGAACUGAAUGUGAAACUGGCAGGUGAUACUGAACGGGAAGGCGUCGUAGUACAACCAGGAUGGACUAAGCAUAGUCCAGCGUCAGGCUCUCAAGGGUCUAAGGUAAUUGUCAAUGAUGCGAAUUUACGAUCAGCUGCUGCCUGGCGUCAAGAAAUCCAACAAGCGGUAGCCACCCAAGGUAAUACCAAGGAGGUAGAGGCACUUGAUGCUCAAGUCAAGGCCCAGCAAGAUAAAAAAGCAUCCGUUGGCAACGUUGGCAGUAUUCAAGAUGAAAUGCUAGGCGCCAGUCUUGAACCGAUUCCGGAUCAAAAGGGUGAACCUAAUGUUGUCGACUCUUCAUUUCAUAUGGAACUCGAUUUGGAGAAAUUGCAACUUCUGGAACUAUCGAAAAGAAGAACUCGUGAAAUGCUAAUUCUAAAAGGCGUUGAAGAAAAUUUCAAUAUCAAUUUGGAAUUGGGUAUAAUACAAUAUCUACAAUUGAGACACAAUGGCAGUAACUAUAUCCUGGGUAGAAGAAUUAACGAUAUGGUAAUCUAUCGAGAGGAUUUCACGAUCCUACAGAUUGUGCAAUUGCCCGGAUCUAUCCAUGCUAUGGAAAGUUUUGAUUGGUUUCUUUUGAUUGCGAGUGAGAAAAAUAUAAUUUGGCUUAGAUUGGAGGGCGAGGAGGGCGGUUUGAAGAGUUUUUGGCUUUGGCCCAUGGGCUAUGAGAUUGAAAGGUUUCGUUUAUUUGCAGUGGAUAGAGGAACCUAUCUUAUCUCCAAUCAUAAUCAAUCGUUGAAUAUAUUUAGUAUUGACUUGGAAACCCAAGAAUUUGGAAUUAUUCAGCACAUGCAAAUGAGAAAGGAUAUUACAGCAAUGAGCCUUCUGGAUACAGGACGUGACUUAUGCUUAGCUCUAGGUCACUCUGAUGAGGUACUUAUUUAUCUGCAUAAUUUGGGAAAUGAUUUUCUUAACUUUCGUUUUAGUGAAAGAAUUGAGGCAGAGAAUUUGAUUGAUAUAACUAGCUUUCAAAUGGGUGGACGCAGCUAUUUAGCCCUGGGCGGGACACUUCCUAAAAUUGUUUACUACGAUCAAGGAAAAUUCCUACCACGCACAAUUUUGGGUCAGAAUUUUGGUCUAGUCGAAUCCUAUUUACCUCUUCCGAUACGUAGUUAUCGGGAUGACCUUUUGUUGCUCAUCCAGCAUCGUGUGGAUUUUGAUCCUCACUUUUUGGUCGUUAUCGAUCUGGUCAUAUGGAACGGUGAGGCAUUCGAGGCGAGUCUGCCACCGCCCUGUCAUGUGAUGAACCACAUUAGUUAUGGGCUUCAGUGUAUUAUAGAUGACAGGCGUAUAGAGGGUCUCAGGGGAGCACUUUUCAUGGGACAACAAUUGUUAUUGGUGCCACGACAAAACCCAGCUCCAACUGGUGUAUUUCAUUUGCAAACUGAGCUAUUGCCCAGAAAUUCAGAAUUGCAUGAUCUCCAGGAGAUAUAUGAAUUCAUGCAGCAAUGGGUAAAGGAAGAGGACAACUUGCAAGAACUAAGCGAGAAACUUCUUUUGCCAUCAACUGGAAACUUUGAAAGUUUUGACGAAAUCUUUGCUCCGGAAGUGAUCAAUGAUGGCAAUGCCCAAAUAAAACAGCUUCUCGUGAAUGACAUGACCUGGUCUCCGCAAGAGGAUAGCAAAUUGAAUUUACUUCAUCUUCUGGAGGACAUCAAAGCAUUGGAGCGUGAAAUUGUUGAUCAACAACCGAAACGUGGCAAACGACAAAUACCUGUUGAUCUAUUUCGAUUUCAUUAUGAAUCCUUGGACUUUGAUGCUGUGGAAGUUGAGGAAUUGUUCCUAAAGCAAUUAAAUCAAGAAAACUUUUAUAUACAAAAUGCAACUUUACAAUUUCCCCAAGGUUCUCUCAAUGUUGAGAACUUUGAAUUGUUGGAAAUAUUCGAGGGCAAGGAAAUGGGCAAAAAGGAGUCUCUAGUUUUGGACAAUGAUUUGGAAUUUGAAUAUAUUAAUGGUCAGUCAUGGCAAAAGUUCAUUGCUCAAGAUGUGGUAUGGAGAGAUCAACCGCUUCAACUAGAUGAAUUGGAGGUUGAAGGGCCUAUUAUAUUUGAGGAUUCAUUGCAUCUUACAUCCCUGAAUGAGUUGAGUUUCCCCGAUGAUUAUCUGUGGUCUCAGGGUAACAGCACUACCAUAAUACAAGCCCCCAAGGAGUUCACCCAAACUUUAUCUGUCAACUCAAUGGAUACUUCGGGAACCAUAAAUGGCAUCGAUCCCUUAGACGCCAUAACCUUAAGUGAUGAUCAGGAUUGGCCCGGCACCAUAACAUUCACCCAACUCGAGGUCUCUGAAGAAAUGGAAGUGAAAGGCAGAGCUCAGGGAAAUGAAGAAAUUCCCUUGAAUCCCACAUUAAGAGAAAGCCAUCAAAUUGAUUCUGCCUGCUAUUUUAAUGAGUUAAUAGUCCAGGGACCAGUCCAUAUAAGAGAAACUUUAGAUAACGAAAAUUUCGAUUCGUUAUUUGGGGACUUGGUGCAGCGCCCAGAUGAUCCCAAACAUGAGCUCAUCAUACCAAGUUUAAAGGAAACAGAGCAAUUGAACUUACCAAUAGAUUCACAUGUGGAAGAUGGUAGAUUGAGUGAGAUACCAUUGGAAGAUUUUGUAACGAAAAAUACAGAACAGAUACUAAGGAAUUUAACUCAUCUCAAUGCCCACGUCUACUUUUAUCAAUUGAGAUUAGCGGAAAAUAAAACCUAUGAUGGUGUCCAACUGGAUCGACUUAUGAAUGAAGGCAUAUUCAUAGAUCAACCUAUAAAUUCACCACAAAUGAAUCUAAACUUUAUUGUAAAUCCCGAAUUUCAUGAUUUAAAAGUUAUAUCCAAAUUGAAUAAUCUAUUUCUGGCCAAAGACUAUCAGACACUCAACGAAGACUAUUAUACUGAAAGUGCUAAUUUCGAUUUACUGCAGAUUAAACAAGCCGAUGUUGGUUAUGAUAUUACAGGAGAGGGUUUGCUAAAUGGUUACCAUAAUUCCGAUGAUAUCUAUGUUCAAGAAUUAAUACUACCCCAGGGACUGAACACCGAAAACCUUCAAGGCGUCAACGCUGAUUACUUGCUAAAGUUCCUAAAUCAACAAUUGGAUGAGUUGCCUCUACUUGUGCUCUAUGGUCAGUUAAAUGUAGAAAAGAUGCUUGUAAGUGGGGACAUACAAAUCCACUCGAAGCUCAACAAUCUAGACUGGUCGCAAUUGGAGCGUGAAGUCGUGUGGUUGGAUCGCCCGAAUGAGUUAAAAACCCGUUGGCUAUGCAAAAAACAACCGAUUUUCGCCAAGAAUUUAAAUAUUGAAGGAAGCUAUAAUGGAAUCAUGUUGCCGGAGAUUCUAGAUGACAUUGUCUAUCGUCGUGAGAAUGAAGAAAUUGUUAUAAAGGGCCCCAAGAGUUUCAGUUCACCAACAAAAGUUGUGGAAAAUCUACAAAUUGAGGCCUUAAACGGCAUUUCCUUUGAUCAGUUGGCUCAAACGAAACAUCCCUUAAAUAUCACUGGCAAUGUUCAAUUAAAUGGCAAUCUAUAUGUUUUGGAUUUGCAUUUAAAGGGUAACCUAAACCAUGAGAAACCUCAGGAACUGGAAAAGUACUUGGUCUGGAAUAAUACACUAGAUUCAUUUGUAAUGAAAGGAAUCUGGCAUUCACCUCGCAUCACAACUGACGAACUUAUUGUUCUUGGUCAUUUUGGAAAUCAAAGUCAUCUGCCACUUGGAAACUUCUUUGAUCGAUUAAUUUAUAAAAAUCAAGAUAAUAUAAAAUUAGAAAGUCAUCAAUUUUUCACUGGACGCGUUGAUAUAAUUGAAGGAGCAAACAUAGAAGUUAUAAAUAAUUUUCCCGUUGGCAAAUUAUUAAAAGAUAUGAUAUUCUUAGAUGAUCAGGAUGAUAAGAUUAUCAUAGAUGCACCCAUUUCAUUUAAAGCUCCAAUUCAGAUGAAUCAACUUUAUGCAGAGCGUUUCAUUUUACCCGGCGAACUGCUAAAUGGCUGCAAUGUAACCGACUGGCUAAGGGACACGAUCAGAGUGGACCAAGACUGGCAGAGCGAUGUUGCUUUAACUUUUCUCACUGGUUCUUUGGAUAACAAUGCUCUCAGAGUAAAUCAUUUGAAUGACUUGGAUCUAUCGAAAGUUGUCACCCUAAAUAAGGCACAAAAUUUCAGUGAGAAUUUAAAUAUUGAUGAUCUAUAUUUAGAUGGUGAAAUGAAGGUCGAAGGUUUGGUCAAUGAAAGAUCUUUACGGGAGGAAUACGAAAAUACUCUAAUGAUUAAUUCUCCCAAAGAACAACGUGUGGAGACACCUUUAAUACUGCCCUUGCUCCAUGUUUCUAACUCUCUAGAGACAUUAGCAGCUGUAAAUGGGAAUUCUAAUCUUAAUUUAAGCAAUGUUGCCACUCUUAAUGAAAGAGAACUUAAUAUACAAUCGCCAUUGUAUCUGGGAAGGUUACAUAUACCCGAUUUGAAGAGCGACUACAUCAUCAAUACAUUCAAUUUCACCAACUGGUAUAUGAACAGUCUUUGGUCACAGGGCAGAGCACAACAGAUUAUUUCUGGAAAUUGGAGGGUUAAAGAUUUGAGGGUCAAACAAACUCCCCAUAAUCUUUAUCGGCGCCAAGCUACAAAAUUAUGUUCGCAGUUUAAUCAGAUGUUUGAUCUACUGAAUCUGCCCUAUCAACUGAAAAAUCUAAAGCGCAGUUUUAGCUUGAGACAGGCUAAAAAUCAAUCAUCAAUACGUCGAGUAUUUGCAGUGGAGAAGCCAAAGCAAAAGGAAUAUUAUCUAAUGAUUAAUGAGGUCGGAUGCUGGACGAGAAUUUACAAAUGGAAUGGUACAAGAUUUCAUCAUAAUGGGGCCUUUCAAAGUGGUCCCAUUGAUGAUGUAAAAGUCAUACAAUCCACCGAUGAACAAUUCACCUUCAUGACCAGCUAUGAGUUAGAGGAUGAUGAGCACGAGACCAAUUGGAAUUGUACGGGACUAAAUCGAUUGCAAAGUUGGCGCACCGAAAACGAAAUGGAACUGGAACCUUUCGAUCUACCUGUACAAACAAUGGAAGAUCUCAGGGAUCGGUAUGAAGAGCCGCAAUAUCAGCAGGCCUUUAGAUAUUUGCAUAGACCCAAAAUUGAAAGUGAUUUCAAGUACCGUGUAGAUGCCAAAGAUGAUAAGGCUGAAAGUAUUGGGCGUGUACAUCAACGUUUGUUGAAAAAUCUAAUAUUCCGUUUACAGACCGAAAUUAAUAUUACCCAAUUGAUGAUACCCGAAAGCGAUUUAUACGACAAUUAUCUAAUUGAAGAUUUUCUACAUUUAAUGCAUGAUUUGGAGGGCUUUCAUAAGGAAUUGCCUACCGAAACAUUGCAUUUACCAGACAGCCCGGCCAGAGUUUUAGCUGCCCGCAGUUCUCAACUUAUAUGGAAUGUGCUGCAGGAGUUAUACAGAACGAUGAAGGAGGGCGGCGAAGGAAGGGAAAAUGAGAUUAUGCUUCUAGAACAAACGCUAAUGGAUGUGCUCCUCAUGGCAAAUAAUAAUCAUACUUUGGAUAAUACCAAACAAUUGCACGAUGUAAUUCAAAGACUGCGAGAAUUACAGCACGAAAUAAAGGCCAAUAAGUAUGAUGGCGAUGAUAUAUCUACAUCUGCCAGUACUAGACAGGACACUUACCAACUGGGCAGCGGCUAUUGGCGUCCCAUUCAAACCAUACGCAUGCAUGUGGGAUCAUCCCAACGCCCACGUUUGCUCUACGCCCGUUUAACGUUGCUCUCAGGCGAGUCCUUGCCUCCGGCUACACCAUCGACAGCUCCUCCUGCUCACAUUCAAUUGCAUUAUGCCAACGGAUCGCUUUUCCAAUCACUGGCAGCUGAUCGGCAGACGCGUCAACUGUGUGCAUUGCGAAUAAAGGAUGAGACUCUUCUCGCCUUUGUGGAGGGUUGUUGCCGCAUACGCGUUUUCAUCUACCGCGGAGUACAGGGCUUUGUGGUCUUCUCUCAGUUUGAAGCGCGAGGAGCCACAUCGGAUUCACCAGUUUUGCAAUUAAAGGCUUUACGAUUACCCCUACAAAAACCACCGGGGGCACAGUAUGUCUUUGCUGUGAUACUGAGUAGAAAGGUGACGUUCUAUGAAGUAGUUAUAUCUGGACUGUUAGAACCUUGGUUUCAAUGUAAAUAGAUAGUCCUCAAGUUUAUUGUUACAUCUGAAUUAUGAAUUAUACUUUGUUAUUUGUUAAUAAAAAAAUUCUUUAAAUA